Molecule: messenger RNA, 896 nt
Organism: Strongylocentrotus purpuratus (purple sea urchin)
Lineage: Eukaryota; Metazoa; Echinodermata; Echinoidea; Camarodonta; Strongylocentrotidae
Product: decapping and exoribonuclease protein
Exons: 5
Coding region: 30-896 (288 amino acids)
Biological process (GO): nuclear-transcribed mRNA catabolic process; NAD-cap decapping
Cellular component (GO): nucleus; cytosol
Molecular function (GO): mRNA 5'-diphosphatase activity
Source: RefSeq, a predicted model, not a curated record
GUAAUUUUUGUAUUUAUCUCGACGGGAAAAUGGCUAGUAGUACAGCUUUAAGCAACCACUGUGAGGUACUUGGGAACUUCUCGAUUGGCGAGAACAAGAAAUAUCGAAACGAUUUGAGUCAACGUCGUUUCCUAAUCGAACCUGACGAUGAGCCUAAUUUCGAUCUCUCGCAGGGGCUUAGACAAUACACGGAUAGAAAGCCAUCUGGUAUUGUACCGACGUCGAUGAGCCCCCUUCUUGACUGGUUUCACGAUCAUCGAGACGAGCUCAUCAAAAAGAAGAUUUUGAAAUCAGAAGGAUCAUCUAGAAAGCUCGACAUCGAUUUCGUAGGUCGCAGAGGAUUUUUCUGUCGUCUUCUCCGUGCAGUGGCUAGCCUGGACAAGCUUGAAAUCCUUGUAACACUCUGCAAUGGAACCUACUAUAUUGAGAACGUCAAGGAUACUGAUAAGGAAAGAGCGCGGCAAAUAGAGAUGGGAUUUGGUGGCAAGAAGUUUGCUCAGUGCAUCACAAGUCCUGACGGGAGCAGCAUGCCUGACCUCGACGAACCGGUGAAUGCAUACGCCCAGUAUGUAGCGGUGAUGAAGACACAGUAUGGCGAUCAUCGUAUCAUUCUCAGCACCGAAGUUCAGGCAGAACGAAAAGACUCGAAUCAGGCAUCUCCAGAAAACUAUGUCUGCAUCAAAACCAGAAAUGAUGAUCUCGAAGGGAAACCCCUGGCAAAUUUCAAAAGGUACAAGACGUUACAGUGGUGGUCGCAGGCCUACAUGGCUGGCAUCCCUGAAGUGAUAUGCGGUAUGAGAGAUGAUAGAAGGCAUAUCAUAACAUCAGUCAAAACCAUGAAGACCAAUCAGCUGUCUUUUGAAUCAGAGAGGGCAGCACACGGGCGUACGCACUAG